AUUGUCUCCGGAGCUAUUUGUUAUGGAGGUAAAAAGACUUUUAAAGCACCGAAGUCACGUUAAACUCUACUAAAAAAUAUUUAAAUGUUUAAAUCCUUUUUUCGGUGGCGGAAAUUUACCUGUUUGAGACCUAUUUAUCACUUUUGUUAGCUUAGAGGGAACAGCGCGGCUCUGAGACCAUAGCCACACACACACACACACACACACACACACACAGUCCUCAUGGAGAGAACUGAAACCUGAAAGAAAACACAUUUUUUUUCCCUUCAACAUGGCUCCAAAGUGAACCAACUCUUCUGGAGCACACUUCACUUUCAGCCCUUCAGUGAUAUCAUGCCGCUUCGCACAAGAUGACUGACUUAAAUCAUGAGCAUGUAAAGGAAAACGGAAAGCAUGUGGACAAAACACUGGACUGGACGUACAUCGAAUGGCAUGAUGAGGACAUGGCCAGAACUGUGGAUGCUCACACCCAAACAACUCAUGAGCCAACUGUGGACAAAGAGACCCAAACGAGCAAUCCGUUCCUGAUGCGGAUCGAGCUGUCCAGGACACCGUCCAGACUGAGAUGUGGCUCUCUGGGCGAGGUGGAUGCCAUGCCUACGCCGCUCUUUCAGUUUGACAGGCAGGCGCCUGCUCGCAUCUCUACAUCUCCUACUCUGAGAAGGAUGAGGAGCACCAGGCUUCCUUCUCGUGAUGCAGGGAGGAUAGGCAGCACUCAGGAGGAGCCUGGUGUGAGUGAGUCUCCCUCACCAAGGAGCCCUGUGUCACCUGUACUCCGUCAGAAAUCUCCCCUCGCUACCGUUGUGAACCCGUCUAAUGAGGACAGUCACCGGAACGGUCACGCUGAUGAUUUGCUGACUCCUGGGAAUGUCAGGUCUUACAGAUCAAAAACAAUUAGCUGCAGUGCCCUUAACUUGAAGCCGAGUGUGAAUGAAAGCGCUGAUACUGAUGAUGAUGUUGAUGAAACUAGAGAGGUGAAAGAACCAAGUCAUAAAAGCAGGCUGCAGGAAAGAAGGCGAAGCUCUGUGGUGGUCACUCUUCCUGGGUUAGACGUUUCUCCUGGGGAUCUUUUUGUUUCCAAUGGUGCUGUCAAUAUUUUAAACCCCUCCAUGUUUUCAGAUACAAAGAAAUCAAAGUGGCCUUUUUCAAAACGUACUAUGAAUAAAGGCAGGACACGCACAGCUGCAGACACUGAAAAAUGUCUAACAGCCGUUCAGAUCCAGGAGUGGAGAAACACACAUUUUCAGCAGUACAAGGAUUUGACUUUGGAGGAGUUUCUGAGAAGUCAGCCUGAGCUGAGGGCAGAAGAAGAGCCAAAAGCACACAAAAGACAGGAGGCCCUAUGGGAGCUGUUCACCAGCGAGUGUGUGUACUUCCUAGACCAGUUAAUGGUGCUGAAAGAGGUAUUUCUGAGCACGCUGUCAGAUCUGCAGAUGAGGGAGUGUCUACAAGACAUUGACUCUUGGGCACUCUUUGCCAACCUGAAUGAGCUGUGCCUGGUUAGCUUUGGCUUCCUGACCAGUCUGCUGCGUGCGAUUAAAGAGCUGUGGGCCACUCCAGAGCCUCCAGAAACCAAUAGCACACAGGCCCUGCUGGACAUUCUCAACAAGGCUUUUGGUGAGAGCAUUUGUCACUGUCUGCAGAAAUACUGUCUGAACUACAGCAAAGCCGUUCUCUAUUUAGACACCCUGAAGGCCAGGGAGGACUUCAGCUCCUAUGUGAAGUGGUGUGAGAAGAAUGAACAGUGCCGUAGGCUGCAGUUGAGGGAUCUGCUGGUGACUCCUUUGCAGAGGUUCACACGUUACCCUCUCAUCCUGAAGAACAUGGAGAAGAGGAGCUGCACAGAGGCAGAGGAGAGCGCCUUACAGAGCGUAGUGGAGCUGGUGGACAGAGCCAUAGAUGAUCUGGAGGGCAAGGUAAAGUGGUUGGAUAACUAUCAGAAAGUCAAGCAGCUGAAGGAAGCCUUGGUCUGGCCCCCAGUGUGGGAAAGAGACAAGAGAGCACAAGUUCCAGAGAAUCUGAAACACUUGCUGAAAGCUGUGACUUUGGAAAACCUGGUCUCUAACCGUAGUCUCCGAUACGAUGGGAAGCUCACACUCCCAGAGAAUUCAAAGCUGAAUGAUGUUUACCUGUUUCUGUUUGAUGAAUUCCUCCUGAUCACCAAGGUCAAACGAAAUAAAAAGAGGUCUGUAGCUGGGGAGAUGCACCCUGCACGCUCAGCCGCUGGCCAGGAGCUGGAGCAAUUACUACAGGAGGGCUGUAGCUUCACCGUGCUGGAUCAACCCAUCUCACUGGACCGCCUGCUGCUCAGGAACAUAGACCAGCUUAACGCUACAGCCUCUGGCCUUCCCUGUUCUUUCAUUAUAAUGCACCAGAACCGCUAUCAGCAGUGCAUCGGCGUCUUCAUUCUGCAGGCCCCGACCGAGUCAGUUAAGAAAGCGUGGCUGUCUGAGAUCGAGGAGGCAGUCGGCGCCCUGCUGAAGCGGGACUCUCAGCAGCCUCGGCUAAAGAGCUCUUCUCUCUAUGUUGAGUCUUCUCAGAUCUAACCCGCUCAGAUCACACUCAGAAUCUGACCAGCAGAGGAGGUGGCCCACGUCAAUACUGCUGCUUGAUAACAUCACAUGACUGGGACUAAUAAUAUGGGUUUCUGCUUGACUGGCCAUCGCAGCACCACUAUAGAGCCUCACAUCUGACCUUCAGAUCCAUGUUAAUCCACUUGAAGAGGUUGAUCCAGGUCUGGCGGCAGUGUCGGGGCAAAGUGUCACAAAUGACAGUUUCAUUGCUGUAAGAUUGAUGUAAGAUCAGAUUGAACUGUUGUUGUAACCCAACACCCACUGAAGACUAAAUGUGCCACAGGGGUAGACUAUUACAGAUCUGAAAUUCAGCCAAAAUGGACAUUCUGGACAUUCCUGCUUUGAGGUGUAGAUUAGUACAGUUUAUGAUUUUUAUUUUUUAUGAAUUUUUUUUUUUUUUUUAAAUUAAAGUUUCCUUUGAAACUGUGUGGCCAGCUGUUUUAUACUGGGACUGUAAAUGUAUAGCAUUUAUAGUAGUGGCCUGUAGAGCUCUACAUGAUAUCUACAAAAAUAUCAUAUAUCAUAUGUCAGACAUUUUUUUUAUGAUAAAAAGGGACCAGUAUAAUGUGCUUCACUUCCUUUGAGAUCACGUGCUGUCAGAGGGUCUCAUUUCUCAAUGUUAUCAAAUAAAGUUGUUUGUAAAUGUUUUGUAGGCCAAAUCCAAGUAAAAAUUCAACAGAUUUCCAAACGUUUUGGUAACGCUGAUUUUCUUCCUACUCGCAUGUGUGUAGAUAAAUGCCUACCGUAAUUUACGGAUUGGAUUCUCAACACAUCAGCGUUAGCGAUGCCCACAAAACACCAUGAAGAGCAAAGCUCUCAGAACGUGUCAGAAGCACAACGUUGAACAAUACUGCAGCUCAGCUACCAUAAACACAUUUACAAUUCCGCCUUGUAUAGUAUAACUAGUCUAAUUGAUCUUAAUUUAUGGAUUCAUUAUUAGUUAUUAAUAUGAAGUCUGAAACGUUUUAAUUAAAUUUGUUCAUGCAAAUGAAAUGAAUAAGCUAUUUAAACUCGAUAGUGUGAUCUGUACAUAAAAUCACAGCAACACUUAAGUGUGAUACGAGGCUUUUGAUUUGUCGGUGUAAUGAAUAAUACAUUUAACAGACUGCAUAAUAAAGUAGGCUUUUCUGCAUAAAAUGUCCCUUAUAUGAAAUGUAAUAAACAUCUGAAGUUAAUCAAGCCCACACUCCUCUGAAAAUGUAGCUUCCUCUUUAUCUCAGAUAAGGACAAGCUACAGAUAUAGCUUCUCUCUUGGGGCAGUGGUGGCUCUGUGGUUAAAGGCUCAGGGUUACUGAUCAGAAGGUCAGGAGUUCAAGCCCCAGCACUGCCACUACCACUGUUGGGCCCUUGGGCAAGGCCCUUAACCCUCAAUUGCUCAGUUGUAUAAAUGAAAGAGAUGUAAGUCGCUCUGGAUAAGGGCGUCUGCCAAAAAUGCCAUAAAUGUGUCUCUCUCACUCUCCAAUUAUUGGGCCUUUUUGAACUGGGAUAAACAUUUUCAAUCGCUUUACCUGAUUUGUUAAAAUAACCCAAACCAUAACCAUAGUUGAUUGAAAGGUUGAACAACGCCUAUCCGGUCUGAAGAUGCCCACUGAUUGGGAAAUGCGCAUUCAUAUUCUGCAGAGACCUUAUACUUGGCUCUAGCACACCACGUUCAAAUUUGAGUUCACUCUUUAUUUCCAAUCAAAAUGCGGGACAUCAUCUCAAGUUACGAGACGCUGGGCAAAGGACUAAAAUGCUGUGCAUUACAGCACAAAUUGGGAUGUCUGUUCAGUCAACCCAGGUUUAAUUAUCAAAACACCACCGCACCCUUAUUGAAUUCUGUGCAUCGUUACACCCCAAAUUUGAAGCCUCUCAAUCGAGGUUCACUUUUUCUCUAAACACUGCAAAGGAUAUGAACAUUUUUCUGAACGAACUGGAUUUUCAUGAAUAUCACAUUUCUUGUGUAAACGCUUCUGUGAAUAAUUUAUGAAUCAAUUCAUUCGUAUCCAGUUUGUGAAAUGAGCCCUAAGGAUUUAAUUUAAUUUCUACCAAUGAGGAAAAUAAUGAGUGAUUAGUAAAUGAAUUUAAAAAGAAAAUAAAUAAUAAUAAUGAUCCCUGUGAUGGUCAUUUGCCAUGAUAUUUUCAUAUUGUGCAGUUCUAACAGACAUGAAAGCAA
Messenger RNA from Ictalurus furcatus (blue catfish), 4728 nucleotides. It is a transcript of the gene plekhg7, whose product is annotated as pleckstrin homology domain containing, family G (with RhoGef domain) member 7. Gene Ontology annotation, molecular function: guanyl-nucleotide exchange factor activity. The record is from RefSeq and is a predicted model, not a curated record. Bases 351 to 2546 code for a protein of 731 amino acids. Gene Ontology annotation, biological process: Rho protein signal transduction. The transcript is spliced from 17 exons. Lineage: Eukaryota; Metazoa; Chordata; Actinopteri; Siluriformes; Ictaluridae.